Molecule: messenger RNA, 1259 nt
Organism: Penicillium samsonianum
Lineage: Eukaryota; Fungi; Ascomycota; Eurotiomycetes; Eurotiales; Aspergillaceae
Product: oxidase ustYa family protein
Exons: 5
Coding region: 46-930 (294 amino acids)
Biological process (GO): mycotoxin biosynthetic process
Source: RefSeq, a predicted model, not a curated record
CUACAAACCAGUAUCCAGUGUCAGGACUGAAAUGCCUGGUUCACAAUGUAUCAAUUCAUUUUAGAUAAUUUUCGCAAGAGAGCCACCCCUUCAUACUCUACUCUUAUAACUGAAUCUGAAAAGGACUCAGAGUCUAGUUCAUUUCUACCAGAUUCAGAGGGGUCUCCACCUUCACGACAGCGAAUAUGGCCGUUUGUCCUACCGUGGGUAGCAUCCACGGUCAUCCUCGCCUGGGUUUGCUGUUAUCUAUACCUCCAGUCACUACCUGCCCAGGAGCCGUACAGCUUUUCAAGAGGGUGGAGAACUGAUUUUGGUCCGGCAAGGACGGCUAUUGAGGUUGAAGAGGUCGUAUUUACCGGCAGUCCAACAUUCGCUGAGGAUGGUACCUACUAUGUCCCACAUCCAAGUUCAGUCAACUAUACUGCCGACCCUAGCCCGGAACUCGAUAGAGCCUGGGACGAAAUUUCAUGGGGUCGCUACGUUGUUUUGACGGAACAGGAGGCAAGAGAUACAUUUGAAGAGAAAUACGGCGAUAUCCAACAAUUUUGGAGUCCCUUGCGAGGCGGCUAUAUUAGCGGGUUUGAUAUGUUUCACACGCUACAUUGUCUGAAUCGGAUCCGUAUGCGUUUCUAUCCUGAAUACUACCCUUACGAAGACUCUCAUGUUCAUCGCGUGCAUCACCUUCACUGCUUUGAGCAAAUUCGCCAGUACAUCAUGUGUUCGGGGGACAUGACACCGAUUCCAACUAAGUUCAACCCUACUCUUAAGCACAGCUACGUGGAUUCGGAUGUUCCACACACGUGUCGAAAUUUUGGUAUUCUCAGAGAGUGGCUAAGUGCUAGAUACAAUGGGAGCCUAGCUGUUCAACCUAUUUGUCCUGGGGCAACAAAGCCAGAAGAGGGGUCUACAAGCUGCGUGCUUGAUGAAUAAAAUACGAGACCCAGAGCUGAAAGAUUUUGGAACAGCAUUCAACGCGCAUCUUCAUACUGGAAACGGUGAUUAGGCCAUGCAUGGCAUGUCACAAGAAGGCAGUGGUUUGUUUUUUUAGAACGUAGUAUUUUUUUUAUUUGUCUACACAGUCGACUCGGUGAGGAUUGAGGGUAAAUGAAAGCAGGAAUAAUGACAGGUACAGUAGUUAGGCAUUGUAAAACUACAUAGAGCGCAACAACGUUUCGGGCAAUCAAGUCAUUACAGAAGGGCUUCCUUGUGUUGGAAAAGGCCUACGCGCAGGAGUCGGGGAUCUAUCUAGCAAUCUCAAC